Messenger RNA from Eucalyptus grandis, 1522 nucleotides. RefSeq lists its product as uncharacterized. Lineage: Eukaryota; Viridiplantae; Streptophyta; Magnoliopsida; Myrtales; Myrtaceae. The record is from RefSeq and is a predicted model, not a curated record. Bases 251 to 1276 code for a protein of 341 amino acids. Gene Ontology annotation, cellular component: membrane. The transcript has 8 exons.
CAAACGUCGACCCCCACCCCCUUAUCACCGCCACAUUGUCCUUUACUUAACCGUUUAAAACACCAAGCGAUUCUCCAAGACCCAAACCAGACGGUCAAAUCUACCAUUCCCUCCAUCCCGAAGACCGCUCGCUAAAUCCCCACGCCAUCGCGUCAGCUGCAUAAAACCCCCUCCCGGACCUCCCUCCGCCAAUGAGCAGCCGUAUUCGUCUCCCUCUUCACUGCCGCCUUCCGUCGAACACCUCGUGGGCAUGGGACUGGACGUCGCCUGGUACGACUUCGUCUGCUUCGGCAUUGUGGGCGUCGCGGUCGUCGGGUCCCUGUGGGUGCUCUGGUGGAAAGAGGGCGCCUGCCGGCGCGACGGCAACAGCCUGUACGAGAGCCUGCUGGUGGGUCGGCCCGAGAGCAGUGAUGGGUCGAUGCAGGGCUCCGUCCCGAAGAGCCACGUGGGCUCGGCGCAGCUCUGGACCAGCUGCUGGCGCGGGGUUCACCCGGGCUGGCUCUUUGGGACGCGGCUCUGCUCGUGCCUGGUCAUGAUCGGGUUCAUGUUCCAGGACAUCGAUGACUGGGGCGUGAGCGUGUACAUGUAUUACACCGAGUGGACUUUCUCUCUAGUUAUGAUCUAUUUUGCGGUAGGGUCUGUUGUGUCUGCAUAUGGGUGCUGGUCGCAUUACAUGCCAUCUCCUUCUGCAAAUGGAACUAGGGGUGAGUUCAAGAGGGAUUUGGAAGAGAGCAGAACGACCGCUUCUAACUUGAACAGAGAACAAGAAAUCAGGGGCUCCAAGUUGAGAUGCCGCUACACUGAAGAGGAGAUCCUGGAAAGAGCGGGAUUUUGGGGAUAUCUGAUGCAAUCUUUAUAUCAGACUUGUGCAGGAGCUGUAGUCAUGACGGAUGUUGUCUUUUGGUGCGUGAUAGUCCCAUUCAUGUCUACAGAACGUCUUGGCCUGAACGUGGUGAUGGGAUGCAUGCACACACUGAAUGCCUUCUUCCUCCUAGUUGAUACUGCGCUCAACAACCUUCCAUUCCCAUGGUUCCGGUUUGCUUACUUCACGCUCUGGAGCUCUAUAUAUGUCAUUUUUCAAUGGGUCAUCCAUGCCUGUGGUUAUUCAUGGUGGCCAUAUCCUUUUCUUAUUCUAUCGACACCGUGGGCUGCUCUAUGGUAUUUUGUCCUCGCGGUGCUUCACAUUCCUUGCUACAGUGCAUACGCCCUAAUCGUGAAGGCUAAAAAUUCUUUUCUUCCCAGAUUGUGUCCCCAUUGUUUUGUGAGGUCAUGUUAGCCUCAUUCUCUGCAUCGUGACUAUUCUUCGUCGGAAGUAGUAUCUCUUUUUUACAUGCUACGAGACUUCAUACACACGAGGAGGGUCGAGUCUCGAAUCCUUUUCGUCCUGAUUUGUGAUUUGCACUCCUUCGGAAGACAGUUUAGAAUUGAUGAUCGAGUCCUCAAACUUACAUUGUAUCGGGAAAACUAGUGUCUAACUAUCAUUCUAUUUUCUAAAUAACAAAGUCAGUUCAAUUACUUUCUA